Molecule: messenger RNA, 5597 nt
Organism: Anopheles moucheti
Lineage: Eukaryota; Metazoa; Arthropoda; Insecta; Diptera; Culicidae
Gene: Girdin
Product: girdin
Exons: 8
Coding region: 279-4493 (1404 amino acids)
Biological process (GO): cytoskeleton-dependent intracellular transport; cytoplasmic microtubule organization
Cellular component (GO): centrosome; cytoplasm
Molecular function (GO): microtubule binding; dynein light intermediate chain binding
Source: RefSeq, a predicted model, not a curated record
ACAACAGUGCAUGUAUUCUGCACGGAAAAUGGUGCACACUUGAAUCUCCGUGAAUCAGAGACCAGCGUAUCAGCGGAACAAAUCGAGGAAGUAUGGUCAUCCAAGUUACCUUCGCUAGAUCGAUCGACGAAGGGAAUUGCUAAAUGUAGCGCGAAGGGAAAAGAAAGAUUUGGUGUGGUCGUCGUCGUGUUGAAUGUGUUUUGUCCCGUGCGUGUGUGAUUUUUUGUUUAACGAUUUAAUUUGUGUGUUGUGUUUAGUUCCGUUUGGUGAAGAGAACCAUGUCGUCCAGUGAAAUAGAAGAGUUUGUAAACGGGACACUAGUUUCGUGGAUUGAAUCGUGCUUACCGCGGCAUGAAAUAAUCGCCGGAUACGUGUCACUGCUCGAUGGCACGAUAUUGCACAGCGUGUACCUCCAGAUCGACCCCGAGCCACAGCAUCAUCCGGCAAAGAUACGCGGCACCACGGAAGUGCUGACCUCGCUUGCCGCAGCUCGAACGCGAAAUUUUGACGCCAUCGUGAAGAACCUGCGCAAUCUGUACGAUGAAGAGCUUGGUCAAACCAUCCUGACGCUUCCGGACUGCUCGGUGUUGGGCCAUUCGCCCGAAUCCCGGGCCGGUCUGGAACAGAUGAAACUCCUCAUUACGUUGCUCCUUGGGGCGGCAGUCCAGUGUCCGAACAAGGAGAUAUUUAUCGCCCGCAUUAAAGAGCUGGACGUAAACACGCAGCACGCAAUCGUGGAGGUGAUUAAACAGGUUACGGACAGCCAGACACUGGUCCUCACGCAGGAAGCCCUGGAACAGCUCUCCCCCGAGUUGAUGUGCAAACACAUUGUACGAUUAGCGAAGGAACGCGACCAGUACCAUGGCAAAUGGAUGUCCUCCUUCAUCACCGACAGUGAGCAGCAAGCGCUCGUAAACAGUUCCAGCUCCAAGAGCAGCCUCCACAAUGCAUCAUCCGCAUCGACCAGUACGGCCAAUACACCGUCGACCACGUCCGAGAACAACCAUCUCGCGGUGGAGCUGGCCGACUACAAAUCGAAGCUGCGGAAGUUGCGCCAAGAGUUGGAGGAAAAGUCGGAACUGCUUAUGGAGGUAAAGGAGGAGCUGGACCACAAGUGUAACCAGUAUGAGAAGCUGCGCACGGAAAGCCAGGACUGGUACUCCGAGUCGCGCCGCGCUGCAGCGUAUCGCGAUGAGGUGGAUGUGCUCCGGGAACGUUCCGAACGGGCCGAUCGGCUCGAAAUUGAAGUACAAAAAUUGCGCGAAAAGUUGUCGGACGCUGAGUUUUACAAAACACGCGUGGAAGAAUUGCGCGAAGAUAAUCGGAUGCUGUUGGAAACGAAAGAGAUGCUGGAGGAACAGUUGGCACGGUCUCGCAAGCGCAGCGAUCAGGUGAUGACUCUCGAGGCAGAAAUUAUCAAGUUCAAGCAAAUGAUGAACGAUAUGACGCUGGAGCGGGAUGUGGACAAAAGCAAACUGCAGGAAUUGUUGGAAGAGAACGUACAGCUGCAGCUGGCCACGAAGAAUCUAAUGGCCGGCCCGGAUGCAAAUGUGGCGAACCAGGCUCAAUCCGACACAGACACAGACGAUCUUCCAUCAAACGACAACAGUCUCUCGGAACAGUUAACCACUAACGCUCAAACUCGUGCGCUAAAGUUGGAGCUCGAAAAUCGUCGAUUACUGGCCGCAUUGGAUAGCCUGAAAGAAUCAUCCUUCCAUGAAAACUCCAACAAGAUCCUGGAGCUGGAGAAGGAUAAGAAAAAACUGUCACUGCGCCUGGACCAAACGCAGGAAAACUGUAACCGGCUAGUACAGCAAAACUGCGAGCUGGAAAACGUGUUUAAGAAUGCGCUUGAAGAAAAUAAGAAGCUGCAAGACGCGAUCGAUUCGAAGCAGCAAAUGAUCGAUCGGCAGACGCACGAUCGUGAGCUGGACCGCAUACGGCAGAUCGAUCUGGAAAAGCAAAUCGAAUCGCUGACGAAGGAUAAACAGCGGGUGCAGAAUCUGUUCGAGAGUAUACAGCGCCGCACGAUCGAUCUGGAGCGUUCCAUCGACACCAAGAGUAAGGAAAGUGUGCAGCUAAACGAACGGUUGAAGGAGCUGGAAGAUGUGCGCAAGGAGCUGUAUGAUUUGCGAGGCAAGUGCUCCACCGUGGAGCGUGAAAACGUGAACCUCAACAAGGAACUGGUUAAGUACAAGGAAGUGUUGGAAAAGUGUGAACACGAUCUCGACACAGUCGGUGGUCAGCUAGACGCGAAGGAGAAAGAAAUCGAACAACUUGCCAAACAGGUUGACGAAAGUUCGGGUGUGCUGGUAAAAUUACAGGAUCUCGAGAAGGAAAAUCAAGAAUUGCUCUCUCAGCAGAAAAUGCACUCCGAUACGAUCGCUACGCUACAGAAAGAUCUUUACGAUGGAACGAUGGCAACGAAGAAGGUAAAACAAAACCUCGAGCGGCUCGGACUGAACGAUAACGAGCUUGAGCGGAACGACAUGAACGUGGAGGUGUUUGUGGAAAAGCUUUGCAAGAAUCCGGAAUCCUUCAAAACGGUGCGUGAGAUAGUGCUGAAUGUGGUGGGCAAGGAUCAGGGAUCCUCGUCGGGUGGCACUAAAUCCGCCGAUAUCUGUGUUCUAUGCCAUCGUCAGGAGAUAUACACUGUUGAGAAGAACAUCGAAUUUUCGAACUGUGACGAAAUGGUCCCCGACACCGCAACAAAUGUAUCCGAGCUGGAGCAAAAGUUGGAACAGUUGAAGCAAGAGCAUACUUCGCUGCUCGCUGCACAGGAAUCGUUGCAGGAAGAGAACGCUCGGCAAAAGGUGAAAGUGGCAACUCUGGGGUCACAGAUUGCGUCACUCAACACACAGCACGUUGCGUUGCAGUUAGCCAACUCACAGCUGGCCGUCGAGAAGGAUAUGCUCGUCAAGCAGGUGGAAGCCAAGCGCCAGCAGUACGAAUCGUUGCAGCACGAUUACGUGGCGCUGCAAUGCCUGCACGAACAGCUGAGCAGCGACUACGAUGCGCUGAACGGUGAAAAGGAACUGCUAAAGAACACCAUUCGUGACCUGAAGACGGAAAAUCGAGAUUAUCGCGAACGGACGGUAGCGCUCGAGCGCAAGAUCGAAGAACUGCAGGCAGAACUGCACUCGAUGAAGGAUGGGUUGACGAAUUUGAACAAUCUGCGGGCGGAGCACUCCAAACUGAAGGAUGAUUUCCGGUGUCUGUUCACGACCAGCGAGCGGCUUAAGCAAGACUACAAGAACUGUCACGAUCAGUAUCGUGCGUUCCGGACAGAGAACAGUCGGCUGAAGCUGCGCAACACAGAGCUGUCUGGUGAGCUGACGAACAAAAAGGAGCAAAUCAGCAAUCUGGAGAUUGAGUACACCAAAAUAAACCAAAGAUGCGAGAUGUUGCUAAACAUGAACGCCAGUUUAGACAUCGAUCGACGCACGCUGAUGGACCACGUGUCCCAGAUUCUCGCCCAGUAUCAGGAGCUGUUGGCCCACUCUCUGGAAGACAAGCAGCAUUACCAUGACGAGGAGAAGAAUUUCACCGAUAAGCUGAACAAUCUGAAUCGUCAGAAGGAAAAACUGGAGGAGAAAAUAAUGGAACACUACCGCAAGCUCGACAGUUGUUCACCGAAAAAGAAACCUUUCGGGCUGAAUCUGGUAAAGAAAAUGCGUCGAGCUGGAUCGGAACUGAUGAACCGUGUCCCAAAUAGGAACCGCCGUUCCUGGGUGGAAGAACAACGUCUCACCCAAAGCCAGUGUCUUUCGAUGGGCUCCGAAUCGGGUGGCAACGAAUCGGACAACAGUAUUGAAGAGCCCAAUUCGGUCGCAUCCGAUACGAACUUGCUGCAGCGUGGUUCCCAACUGCGCCAAAGUCUCCAGAGAAAGCCAAACAAUGAGGCGCUGAAUGCGACAUUGCUCCGGGGAGGAAUUCGCAGCAGUUUACAGGCAUCCCGACGAGAUGAGGUGAAUCCCGCGCACCGUAACAGUUUCCAGGGGUUUGAUACGGCAACUGAUGCAUUGAAUCUUGGCACGGCUGGCACGCGCCGUACGGUGUACCUGGAUGAUAAAAUCGUCAACUCCGGCUCAAGCACACCUACCGGUGGCGUGGCCGUAAAUCCGUCUCCUCCACCAUCCAUCUCAACGCCACCACCUCCGCCUCCGCCCCGUACAGAUCAAAAUAGUGGCCCAAAUCAUAGCACAACCAACACCGCCAGCCAAUCGAAUUCACCCGGAGAGCCUACGUUCGUAUUGCUGAACAGAAUUUCCACCACAACGACAACGCUAAAGACGGAGACCACAUCAAACUUGUUGCCUGGUGGCGCCCAACAGAUGGAGGUGAGCGGCAACCCGUCCGGGGCACCAAAUUCGACGGCACUUUGUGGAAUGGAGGACAGCAACAAGAAGGAUUCGAAUGGAAACAACAGCAAGAAGAAAACGGAACCGAAGAACAGAGAUAGUGCGAUAUGGUACGAGUAUGGAUGUGUUUGAGAAGACGUGCAGGCGCGAACAGACCCAAUGCAAGCAUUUAUUUGAAAACGAAGCAUUGCAACACAGAAAACAUAUACGAGCAGUAUUGUAGUGAGGCAGAGUGGGAAAGGAUAAGAUGGCCUAGCAUUUUCGACUGACGGCGCAUUUUGCUGACAAUGAAGAAGAAAGGAUAUUGGAUAAAAUUCCGCUAUGAAGGGGCGGAUGUACACUUUCUUAACGCUGAGCGGCAGAACGUUUGUUCGUUCAUUCCGCACUAGCAUAUUUACCCAGUUAACAAGUGCUUUAACAUAAUACCACACAUACAAAUUAUUGGCAUAGCGCGGCGUAGGCAGUGUGGAUGGAAGAAGGCAGCAAAGUUUUCUUUAAAUAAGUCGAAUUACCGACUCGAACGUAUGUACGUAUCGAAUCACGCCGUCGUGAUCGGAUGAGCAACCGUGACUCACCCCUUUAUCCCAAGUGCUUAAUCGUAAUCUCCCAUACAACGAAUCAUUUGCUGUAUUACGAAACAUUAGGAAUCUCUUAAAAAGUAUCUCCAAGUUAAUUCUUUUAUACACAUUGCUAUAACUGUUGCAUAAAUUUCCUCUCUAUUUUCGGUUAAUGUACGAACGUAGAUUAUAAGGUUUGUGUCGCAUUAAUAUGAUUGCUGCCCUUCGGCCUUGUUAUUGGGCUCGAUUUAAUUGAAAAGUGGCCACCAAUCAACCAACCAACCAACGAAUACCACUAACAAAUUUUCGUUUUGUCUUGUGAUAACAUGUAACCGCUUAUGUUGCUCAUUACCAUCCAGUUUUUUUGUUUUUGUAGAACUUUAUUCCCUACGGAAUUACAACCCCAGACGGAUCGGAUACUCAUGUUUUAUCGUCGUGUUGUGUAACAAUAUUCUUUUUCAUACAGAGUUCCGCCUCAACAAAUCAAAAUUAUACCACUAGGAUAGCAUGCUUCCUUUUUUACAUUGAGGACAUAAAAUAGGACGCGUUUAUUAGAAUAUGGAUCGCGUUUUGCUUGGAAACGAAAGUAGUAAAGUAAGAUUCACCAUCAUGCCGUUAUUAGCAUUUGUAUUUAAUCCUUUUUAGGUACUAAUGAAAGUAUCCGGAAGGAUGGGAGUGA